Emiliania huxleyi CCMP1516 is the source of this 2919-nucleotide messenger RNA. RefSeq lists its product as hypothetical. The record is from RefSeq and is a predicted model, not a curated record. Bases 1 to 2919 code for a protein of 972 amino acids. The transcript is spliced from 5 exons. NCBI's taxonomy places the organism in Eukaryota, Haptophyta, Isochrysidales, Noelaerhabdaceae.
AUGGCUGCCGAGGAUCUAGACCCGUCGCGCGUGGCCGCCACCAUCGCGUCCGUGCUACUCGGCAUCGAGGCGAGCGCACGCGCAAGCCAGACACCGCAGUCGCGGCCGCUGCCGCCAACGCAGCCACCACUGCUGCCGCCAGAGGUGCUGUCGCUCUCCGUCGAGCUGGUUAUGCUCACAGAGAGCCAGCCCGACCUUGCCGCCUCGGCAUUGCUCCUUUCGUUGGGCGACGACGGCGUCGACCCGGGCCUGAUUCGGGCGGCGCUGGACCGUCGCGAGGAGACGCUGCGGCGCAGUCUCUCGCUCGAGGAGAAUGCAGCGAUGGGCACUUGGGCAACCGUCUUUGAGCGGCUGCCUCUGCGCGGAGACAUCGUGCCCGUCUGGUCGCACACCGACGAGACGGGCACCUACGCGUGCAUCCGCCUAAAGCUGAAGCCCGCGCUGGUGCUACUCGGCCUCGAGCCCGCGCAGCGUGGCGAGCUGCAGCAUGUCUGGCCGAUCGCAGAGUGCCUCGCCAAAGCUGCGCAUUACAACUACGCGGAUCUGGUCACGCGCGUGCUCGCAUCCUCGCCGCAUCUGCUCGACUACCACGUCGAGCUGGGCUUGCCGCAGCGGGGCGCGUACGAUUGCGCGCCCAUUGGAUUCGCGUGCAUGGCACCGCUGAGCGAGGCGCAGGCGCGCACCGUCCAGGCCAUCCUGGCCGCGGUGCAGAGGCGUGCGCUGCAACACGGAGUGGAGCCCUUCCACAAAUUCAGUCCGGGGCUGGACCACGGGCUCUACUCGGCAGAGUUCAACGCGCUCCAGCAGUGCUUGAAGUGCGGCAACGCCGGCUGCGCACGGCUGUUGCUCGACGCCGGAGUGCCGGCGGACGGCGUCGACCCCGACCUCGCCGCCGCGCUCGACCGGCUGCAGCUGGGGGAGCGCCCUUCCCACCCCCACAUUACCGACGACCUCGUGGCCGAGGCGAUGGGGGUCUUUGGCGGCAACCACGCCAUGGCUCUUGGCUAUCUCGUCGGCAGGCUCCGCCUCGAGGACAGGCCCCCGCACGGUGGAUGGGCGGCGCUGGACCCUGGCGGCGUCAAGGCAAAGGCGCUGCGAGACAAGCACACGGCCGACGCGCAGAUCCGAGACUUGCGCAGCCAGAUGCUCUUUGCCGAGUCGACACGGCUGCGCGAGGAGCUGCUCCGCGAGCAGCGUGAUUGCGCGCAGAGGCGGGGCAACCUCCUGCUGGCGUUCGUGUGCAACCCCGACCACCCAAACCACCUCGACGACGCGCUUCCGCAGGCGCUCAACGACGCGCUCGCCGCCUCGCACGCCGUCCCCGCUUCGAUCAUCGGCGGCACGGCCUUCUCCUUCCGCAAGGACAAGUCCCAGCCCGUCCACUACAAGGUGCUGAAGAGGCGACAGGAGGCGCAGGCCGCCGACCGCGACUGCACCUUCGAGAGGCUCGAGGCCGAGCUGGCGGAGCGCAGCGCGCGGGGGAGGUCGCCUUGCUACUUCCUCUUCUCGGGCCACGCCAACUUGCACGACGAGGGCCGGCCAAAGCGGCUCGGCUUCACCGACUCGGAGGGCAACCUCGCACCGGCGGACAAUGACCAGGUGGCGGCGCUGCUGGGCGAGCAUGCGCGCACCCACCCGGGCUCGAGCGGCACGAUCGAGCUUGUCGUGCUCAACGGCUGCGGCUCGUUGGAUCUCGGGCUCAAGUGCCGCAGCCGCGGCGUGCCGGUGGUCGUCUGCUGGGAGACGGACGUGCAGGAUGAGGCGGCCUACCUCUUCGUGCGCGGCUUUUUCCGCAGCCUCGCCGAGAGCCGGGACUUUGAAGUCGCAUUCCGCGCCGGCAAGGCCGCUGUCCGGAGCAAGACGCGACUCGUCCUCGAGGGUGCUCGCACGAGGACGGAAUACUUUUGGGGGCUCGGGCUUGGCGCACAGCUUGUCUCGCUCAAGUUCGGGCUGCUCGCGGCGCUGCUCAAGGGCCACGUCUACCACCUGCCGACCUCCCACUACACCAACCCGGUCGCCUGCCCCUCUCGCUCGUUCGACUGCUACUUUGAGCCCGCCUCCAACUGCACGCUGGCGACGCACCGCAAGGUCAUCCAGGUCGGCAUCCGUUGGUGCACUGACGUGCCCGAGGGUCGUCUGGGCAGCCUGGCCGGCCUCGCUGAGCCGCAUCCGAAGGAGUGGUUCCACGCGCAGCUGACGGCCUUCCUCUUCCGCCCAAGCGUGGCGAUGCGCUCCCUCCUCGUCGAGCUCUCGGGCUCACUCACCACCUCGGACCCGCUCUCAAACGCUUCGCGUACCGUCGCAGAGGCCGCGAGGGGCGAGGUGCCGACCGUGCUGUCCAGCGUGGACCCCGCCUUCGGGCAGCUCGCGGAGAGGGCGGUGGGCAAGCUAAAUGGCAAGGGCAAGGGCAAGGGCAAGGGAAGGGGGGCGCGGCGGCUGCAGGAGGCGGCGGGCGGCGGCGGCGGCGGCGGCGGCGGGGUCGCCGUUUUUGACCCGGCCCGCUGCGUCGCCGUGCACGUCCGCCGCACAGACAAGUUCAAGACGCGGCGGCGAGAGGACCGGCUGCCUCCCAAGUCGUUUCCAGAGUACGCGCAGCUGUACCGCGGCUGGGCGUACUGGCGGCAGACCAGGCCGCCCGCCGAGCUGCAGCUGCUCGUCGGAUCGGAGGACAAGCACACGUACUCCCUCUUCCCGCCUCUGGUCGCGCCGUCCGUCUCGUACUGGGUGCCGCCUCGCUUCUUCGUGAUGGACAUGUCCGAAGGCAAGACCUUCAAGUCGAUCAACCAGGGCAACUCGCGCCUCGAGCAGGCCAUCUCCCCAGACGAGGGGAUGGUGCUCGUGGCGCAGAUGAUUCUGAUGGGACGCUGCGCCGCCUUCAUCGGCAGCUGCACCUCGUGCGGGCGGGCGCGCGGCGCGUGA